AAGAGAGGCAGGCGACUAGGAGCAGGUUGGUAGGUCGCAGUGGCGCAGUGAGUGCACUAGUACGCUACGCACCUUUCCUUCGUGUAAUAACUCCAGCUACUUCCUGUCUAGUGUCUCCGUCGACCGUCGCUGCCAGCCAGCCACAGCAAGCUCCGCACGACCGCCGGUCCGCCGCCUACCAGAGCGAGCUCAUCUCUCAGCCGCGCCGGGGGGCCUCCUCGUCACGCCGGCGCAGCCCGCGCUUCGUUCCACCGUAGUUUGCCCGGCCGUGCUGGGGCAAAAAAAGGUCCGGGCCCACGUGUUCCCAGACGGAGCGAGAGGACGUCGAUCGGUCAGGCCAUCAGGGACCAGACCAGACAAAGCCAAAGGGGCCGCGGAUCGGUAGGCGGCCGGCGCGGAUCGGAGGAAGAAGGGAGGAGGAGGCCAUCCAGUUGGAGUACUUGGAGAGGUAGCAGGACGACGAUGCUUGGAGGCCGUCCCCUCUUCGUGCUCUUCGGCUCCUCCAUCGUGCAGUACAGCUUCAGCAACGGCGGAUGGGGCGCCGCGCUUGCCGACAUUUACGCCCGCAAGGCUGAUGUCCUGCUAAGAGGAUAUAUUGGCUGGAACACAAGGCGGGCUGUUCAAGUGAUGGACAAAGUGUUCCCUAAGGAUUCAGCAGUGCAGCCGUCUCUGGUAAUAGUUUACUUUGGUGGAAACGACUCAAUUGAUGCUCAUUGUUCCGGUCUCGGGCCUCAUGUGCCGCUAGAUGAGUACAUAGGGAACAUGAGAAAGAUUGCAGAACACCUAAAGAGCCUCUCCGAGAAGACACGGGUCCUUUUCCUGAGCUGCCCACCUCUGAACGAGGAGAUGCUUCGAAACUCAACCAGCAGUACUAUACUGAGUGAGAUCGUCCGGACCAACGAAACCUGCCGUCUGUACUCUGACGUGUGCGUAGCUCUGUGCAAGGAGAUGCACCUGAAGGUGGUUGAUCUCUGGCAUGCCAUGCAGAAGAGGGAGGACUGGAAGACUGCGUGCUUCACGGAUGGGCUGCAUCUGUCUGAAGAAGGGAGCAACAUUGUGGUGGAAGAGAUCCUGAAGGUGUUGAAAGAGGCAGAGUGGGAACCAUCCCUGCACUGGAAGGCAAUGCCGACGGAGUUCGCCGAGGACUCCCCCUUCGAUCUUGUCUCCUCCAGCGGUGACGCCACCGUGAACCCGUCGGAGUGGACAAUCCACAGGAAAAUACAAUGGAACUGACUGACUUGUUUGCGGCCUUGAUUUGACUCCAUGGCUGGAUGGAUGGAUGCAUACAUUUGUUCUGCCUUGAUGGAAUUGGAACGAAUCAUGAUGCUCAAGAAUAACAAUGGAGGACCAGAGUUAAGGGACAAUAUGAUACCGUCAUCUUAUCUAUUUGAUCAGACCUCGGUGUCUCGAAGAUUGAUUGGUCAAUGUUGUGUUUUCCCCAUGAUUAUGGUGUGUUGUGUGUUUGGAUUGAUGGCAAGGUUGGCUAGGAUGCAUCCAUGUUUCGGAGAUAUGGCCAUUCAAGUUGUGUGUUUUGAUAAUAGAAUGAGCCGUUUUUUUAGAUGCAAUGAGAAUACUUAACUA
Zea mays is the source of this 1581-nucleotide messenger RNA. RefSeq lists its product as uncharacterized. Bases 463 to 1233 code for a protein of 256 amino acids. The record is from RefSeq and is a predicted model, not a curated record. The transcript is spliced from 6 exons. NCBI's taxonomy places the organism in Eukaryota, Viridiplantae, Streptophyta, Magnoliopsida, Poales, Poaceae.